UGACAGAAGGGGGCAGGCAGGUGGGGUUGUGCUCUCCUCCCAGGGAACAAAGGAGAGGACAAGAGGAAACAGCUUCAAGUAGCACCAGGAAAGGUUAGAUUGGAUCUUGGAGAAAAGUUAUUCUCUGAAAGGGCUGUCCAGCCUUGCCACAGGUGGCCAGGGCAGUGGUGGAGUCCUCAUCCCUAGAGGGAUUUAAAAGCCCUGUGGAUGUGGCACUUGGGGGCAUGGGUUAGUGGUGGCCUUGGCAGUGAUGGAGGAAUAAUUUGACUUGAUGGUCCCAGAGAGCUUUACCAACUUAAGUGGGGGUAAAAGUCACCUCUUGCAGAAGAUUUUGCAUCCAGGGCUGGUAUUACACCAACAGCCUAUAGUGGAGUAAGCUAUCCACCUUCCUUUUUUAACCUCUUUCAAAACCUGUGUGGAAUGUCUCAUUCCAGCACUGCAGGGUGAGAAACUGACUGUUGUUCGAGCACAGCAGAGACACCCUGACAUAAAACAUGAGAAUUCUAACAGAAAAGAACCAGGUUUUCUGGUGCCUCCUCCAGAAGAACUGUGAUCACCAAAGCCUAUUGAGGCUAGGAAUGACAUUGAGUAAUGCUGCUUGGAAGGAAAAUAAAGGGAAAAGAAAAGAAAGCCACUGCUAAUAGAGAGAAAACAGCAGCAUGGUAUAAGUACCAAAACACCAAGUCCCUUUAGGACCUGCUUUCUUAAUGCACCUCUAAAUGCAAUUCAUUAAAGCACAAAUUUAAUUAACAAAGCAUGUAUGGAGAACACUCCAAAGGCAGCAGGUAAAUCAGGAGAGGCCAAGCAAAGGAAAAUCUUGAAAACACUUGUUAUCAGUUCCCACUGGCCCAGCUCCUGCUGGGUUUGCUGGCUACUCAGUGAGCAGUGCCAGCCACGCAGCUGAAAACACUCCAUGUUUUUCUCAGUGUGGGAUAAACAGAUGCAGCUGUGGCCAGAGCCUUAUCAGGGAUCUCAGGGCUCUGGCAGAAAUAAUCCCUGAGUGCUCCAUCGGUGGCAGAGUUGUUACUAGGGUCACCACAGCAGGAGUCACCACCCCAGUCCAGCUGUCCCACAGGUGAAUCUGGCUCUGCCCAUGUGAACACUCCCCUUGCCUCGCAGAGAGGAUGGCAGGACAUGGAUCCUUUCCAUGGGCCCUUUGGGAUGUGAAUCCCUGGCAAUGACUCUACUGUAACCCACACCACCUGUCAGAAUUUCCCAGUAAAGAGAAGCACAACUCUUCCACAUGACGUUUAUUAAAAGCCACAAUGAUUUGGUUAGAGUAGCCAAAUCUUCCACUUUGGGGACAUUUCUGCUUUUAUUAGCAGAAUAUUGGGAGAAUUAUUUGGGAGUGGGUGACAAGACCAAGGUGCUCCUGGUAUUCAGGAGGAUAAUUCAGGGGGAUAAGGGCAGCACGCUAUGCUUUGUGGGAUGCAGAAAUUUAUAGUGCUCGUGUUGACAUCUGUGCUCGGUGUUACCUACCAGAAUAUUCAAUCCCGACAGACCACAUCCCACCAGUUUUCUAUAACUCCUCAGAAGGCUAUCAACUCUGAGAACAGCAUGGCAGUCAAGGAGCAACGGCAGCAGUGGGGAAAGCCGGGCUGAGGUAUUCUGUGCUCCGAGAGCCGCAGAUUAUCGAGGAUUUUCUGCUGGUGGAAGAUGCACUUCUGCUGGAAGAGAUGGCUGAGGAGGAUGAGGAGCUCGACCUGUACAACGAGAUGACUUUUGGGUUAGACCGAGACUCCACAGAGGAGGAUGUCCCAAAACUCCUGGUGGUACCGGAGAUAAGCCCUGAGGUGGCCAAAGCACUGGUAGAGGCAACUGGAAGAGCAGCUGAGGAGCUGGACGAGGAGGAAGGUGGGAUGGAGCCAGAGAUGGAGCAGGUUAACUCUCAGUUGGAGGAAGAGGUAGAGGAGCUGGGGACUGAGGAACAGGAGGAAGAUCAGGAGUGCUUUGAGGAGCCCAGUGAACUGGGAGACCCAGCAGUGAUGAGAGCUGUGCGGAGCAAACCCACGCUGGAGAGCCAGGACUCAGCGGUGCUGGACAGCGGGACUGGGACUUGCUGGGAAGAGUUUGGCAAGGAGGACAUGCUGGUAAUGGAUCACACGGCGUGGGGCUCCUGCCCUGGCAGUGUCCCACGCCACCUCAUGCUGGAGGAUAAAGCCAUUCUCCAGGUCCUGGAGAGACCUCCACCAUCUGCCAACAUGGCUCUCGACUUCCUUGGCUCUCCUGUGCAGAGGGGCUACAGGGGGUCUUCCCCGCUCAAGUGCCCUGACUUAAGACUGAUGUCCCCCAAGCCUUUCCCCCAGUGCUUUCUCCCACAGGCGCCCCUGAUAUCUCCUCGCUCCCCGUGCUCUCCUCAACCCUUCCCGCCGGCUUGCAGACUCCCUCCAGUCUUCACUCCUAACCAGACAGCAGGGUAUGUGCCUCCGACCCCUUUCCAGCCUGGGUCCUCCACCGUGGGCAGCCCACCGCGGCCCCUGGGCAUGCACUUCAGGCCCAUGUCCUCUUCUUUGGACCCUGCUCUCUUCUUCAGCCCCUCAGCUACAGGCCAGCUCAACUUCAGCACACCCAGCCACAUGACCCAGCUGCACCCCCAGCACCAGCGCAUCCUGAUGCAGCGGCAGGGCAGGCAGGUGCAGAGUGUCUCCCCCAAGAAGCUGUGGUCUCGUAAAGUGGACCCUUAUGCUGGGCUGAUGACUUCCAAGGAGAAGGACUGGGUCAUCAAGGUGGAGAUGAUGCAGCUGCAGAGUGAGAAUAUUGAUGAUGACUAUUACUACCAGACCUACUACCACCGGCUGGAGCGCAAACAGGCGGAGGAGGAGCUGCUGGGCAGGCGCAACAAGCCCCCCAAGCUGGUCACGCCAUUCAUCCAAAAAGUGGAGACCUAUGACUCUGUGGUGCGCAUUGCUGGGUCACUGGGCCAGGUCACAGUGUCCACCUGCUACAGCCCUCGCCGGGCCAUUGAUGCUGUGCACCACGCCCUCGUAGAGGAGGAGGCUGCAGGGACCCACCGGCUGCGGGCACUGCACAGGAUCGAGAAGCUCUUCCUGCAGCUGCUGGAAGUAGAGGAGGUGCAAGAGAAAAUGUCCCUGGGGGAGCAACAGUCCCAGAGACAGGAGCAGAAGAGCCAAAAAGUGGAGAGUGUCUACCAAGCCUUGAAAAUCGGGGCUUGCAGCAGUGAUGAGGAGACAGAAGAUGAAUUCCUGCAAGUGCUGUGUGUGCGGAAGGGCAAGAAGCUUGUGGCCCGACUGCUGCCCCACCUGAUUGGCGAGCAAAGGGAGAAGAUACUGCUGACAAUCACCUACCACCUGCCCUUCCUCAUGAAGAAGGACAUGCUGGAUGAGUCUCUCCCCCUGCUCUACAGCCCGUUGAAUGAGGUGGUGGGUGAGAUGACCUUCAGCAAACUCAUCGAGGUCCUGCAGGAGCUCACCCGGCCUCUACCCGAGUCUUCGGAGCUCCCCCUCACCAUGGCCUUGAAGAACCAGUUUGGCAUCUCCUUGCUCUAUUCCCUGCUGAGCCAUGGAGAGAGGCUGCUGUCCUCGCAUGCACCACUGAAGCCAUGCAGAGGGGACUUCGAGGCAUGGACGGACACUGUGUACCUGAUGUCCCAGGAGCUGUCACGCCUGCCUACAGCCUCGCUGGCAGAGCCUCUCUUCUUGCCCAGCAACCUUGUCUUGCUCUUCUGCCGCUACCUGGACAAGCAGACUGUCUACCACCUGGCAACCAAGAUGGCUGAGUGCUCCCCGCUGCCCACGGAGGCUGACAUGCUCUGCUGAGCCCUGGGAGCUGGGGGAUGGGGUCUGGAGCUGGUGGUGCUGGGAACGGGCAGGGCCCAAUGCCAUGGCUUUGGAAGUGAACACUUACCCUGGUGCGGGGCACUCUGGGUGACACAGGCAGGGGCAGGGCUGGCACCAAGGGGCUGAUGCCACCCUGUCCUGGUGCCUGGGAGCACGGGGGGGGGUGGGUGGGUGUGACUCAUUUUGGCCUCCCCCUGGCAGUGGUGAGUGCUGGGUCACAGCAGGGGCUGAGGCAGGGCACAGGGGCGCUGGGAGCACCUGGGGGUGGAUUUUCUAUGGCACAUUCUGUGCAGUGCUUGAAAUAAAAUAAAAAGGUGAUUAAUGA
Molecule: messenger RNA, 4122 nt
Organism: Vidua macroura (Pin-tailed whydah)
Lineage: Eukaryota; Metazoa; Chordata; Aves; Passeriformes; Viduidae
Gene: PATL2
Product: PAT1 homolog 2
Exons: 19
Coding region: 1677-3776 (699 amino acids)
Biological process (GO): P-body assembly; deadenylation-dependent decapping of nuclear-transcribed mRNA
Cellular component (GO): P-body
Molecular function (GO): RNA binding
Source: RefSeq, a predicted model, not a curated record